AUGCAUAUGAACUUUCUUCUGUUGGCCAGUACAGCAAUGACUGUGCUGGCCCAUGCCGGUCAUCAUGAACCCGAUUCCCACGCUACAAUUCAGCGUCGCUCGCACCUUGGUAGACGCUGCGCAGAUCACGUUGCCACUUUCAACAAGCGUCGUAUGGAUAAACGCUCGUUGGCCAAACGCUGGGAGGGAGACCAUAACACCACUUUCGAAAUCCAGACUGAAGCUCCGUACUAUGAGAACAUUCAGAAUAGCACGUGCGUUCUCACUCCAGAAGUGACUCGUGGUCCUUACGUCUGGCCUCGAUCCCAGACUUUGCGCCAAGAUAUGACCGAAGACCAGAUCGGAAUUCCACUGUGGCUCGACAUUGGUGUUUUGGAUAUGAACACUUGCGAGCCGCUUCCCAAUGCGUUGGUUGAUUUCUGGCACUGCAAUGCCACUGGAUCUUACUCUUCCUUCACCGGCUUGUCACCCAACACUCCCUUCGAGGAGCUUCUCUCCAGCAUGAACAUUUCCGACUUUGAAACCGGCGUCACGGAUUUACACACCGACGAUACCACCUGGUUGCGUGGAAUGUGGCCUACAGAUGCGCACGGUAUGAUGGAGAUGAAAACCAUCUUCCCUGGCUUCUAUAUCGAACGCGCUAUCCACAUUCACGCCCAGGUCCAUACCGAUUGGACCACCCGAGAGAACGGUACUAUUGUCGCCAGUAACACCGUCAGCACUGGUCAGCUUUACUUCGCGGAGGAGCUUGAGGAGAAGAUUAUGGCAUUGGAGCCUUAUUCCACCCACACCCAGAUUAAUCGCACCACCAAUGCUGAGGAUACCCUUAUCUCUGGCAGCUUUGAGGAUGGAUACAGCCCUAUUAUCUCUGUUGUCGCUGCUGACGGCAAGGAUGUCAAGAACGGUAUGAUCGGUUAUAUCACUAUCGGUGUUGAUACCUCUGCUAUUGAAAAAUUCAAGAAAUAG
This is a messenger RNA of Penicillium manginii, 966 nucleotides long. RefSeq names its product intradiol ring-cleavage dioxygenase. Bases 1 to 966 code for a protein of 321 amino acids. Lineage: Eukaryota; Fungi; Ascomycota; Eurotiomycetes; Eurotiales; Aspergillaceae. The record is from RefSeq and is a predicted model, not a curated record. Gene Ontology annotation, molecular function: ferric iron binding; oxidoreductase activity, acting on single donors with incorporation of molecular oxygen, incorporation of two atoms of oxygen. The transcript has 2 exons.